CUGCGUUUGUCGUGAUUUGUGCCGUUAGAACAAAGUAGAAGAAAAGAAUUCAGUGAAGGCAGAAUCAAAAUGGCUACCUCUCACCAAUCAAGCAAACCACGAUUAAAGAUGGCGGAUAUAGCGCUGUUGGCUCAGCGGCAUGACCGCUACGCCAGAGACGUGGUCCAAACAGUGAAGAAGGUAUACCAUGCUCCCGUGCGCACACCCGGCAUGGAUCUAGUGGAGACAAAAGUAGCUAUACGCAAGGGGUUACACUACAAGGGCGCAAAAAAUCCCGAGGCCUGGAGGGAGAAAUAUCAUAGGCGACUCAAACAGUCACGUGACGGGUUUGCGACUCCAUCGCAUGUGCCAUAUGCAUCAAUCGGUGACGUCAUCGUUAAUACGCGGGAGUUGGUAUUCACCUCGUUAGAGCUUGCAGAUCCGGUGGUCGUGAAUGACGAUAAAUACGAGUUCGGAAAGGACAUCAAUGGGACAGCUAAGAAAGCUCAACUGAGGAAGACGAUAACACCGCGUGAGAGUGAUGGCGGACUUAGAGAUAUCCAGGACAUGAUAAAAGUACAUUGCAAGCGAGUCCGCGAGCUGCAGGCUGGCCAGCGGUAUCACAAUUGCCUCCAGAACGAGGCAAAGCAAAAGGCGGAUAACAUAAAGCAUUCCGAGCAGGCCCUUAUUACACCGGAAGCGUUGCGUGACAUUCUAGCGAAGUCACGCCUGAACCGACAUAGCCUGUCAUCAGAACAAAAGCAAGAGAGCGGAACCACGGUAUCCGGGCAUGAUUCAGAGGAAGAGGAAGAUAUUCUUGGCCUGAGGUAAGUUACUAUUUUUUUUUAUUUUUUUAUUUUCUUAUGUUCAUUGUCAUGAAUAAAAUAUGUUACAAAUCGGUUCAUAUUUAGUUUUUAUCGUAAUCUUAUACAGUGUGUAUAAGAUAAUGCAUUAUCUGUCUAG
Molecule: messenger RNA, 942 nt
Organism: Nematostella vectensis (starlet sea anemone)
Lineage: Eukaryota; Metazoa; Cnidaria; Anthozoa; Actiniaria; Edwardsiidae
Exons: 5
Coding region: 70-810 (246 amino acids)
Source: RefSeq, a predicted model, not a curated record